AUGGCUGACCAGCCCGCAACACCGAACCAAGGCCCGUUCGCCUCCCAGACCCCGUACCUCCACGACUACCCCAACGCCAAGAUGGGAACCCCCUUCAAGCUCGACGAGGGCUUCUCCGAGGACACACGGAGCCAGAGCGAGGUCGACACCGCCAUGCGCAGCGAGCCCCAGCUCUCUGAGCCCGCCGAGGAGACCACCUCCCGCGCGCCGCUCCCGGACUGGAUACUGCGUCUCCCGGAAAAUGAUAGAUCAGAAAUCGCCCUCGAGAUCCUGCGCUCGCUGCGCACUGCAUCCAUAGCGGAAAUUGUCGAGAGGCUGAACUCGCGGCUCCAUCUCGACCCCGUCUUGUACCUUCCGCCUGAAAUCACCUUCCAAAUAUUCUCCUAUCUGGAGCCGGAAACGCUUUUGAAGACGUCGACUCUGUCUAAAGCAUGGCGGGGACGUGCCCUGGACAGCCAGUUGUGGAAAUGCAUGUUUGGUGCCGAAGGUUGGACCGCAAACAUUCGCCAAAUCAGGACUUUUGAGGAGCAUGAGAAAGCCAAUAGGUCGAUAAUGAAAGAACGCAAGACGCGUGUCCGCGGCGGCGAUGGCGAUCUUGAGCGGAUGCACACCAAGAAGCGGAUCAGGGAGCGGCACUUAUUUGGUGACGGCUCACAAAGCGGGCCUGUCGCUACAGUGGCUGACGGCGAUGCGAAGGAUUGGGCGGAACAACAUGGCGCUGUGGAGGCUGAUGAUAGCUCAUCCCGAAGCGAAGAUGGUAUGCAGGACAUUGCUUACGAAAACCAGCCGCCGGGGCAGUCUCCAUCGGAGGAGAGAGUUCUCGAUCUGGCUCGACGGUUGGAGUCCCGUCCGCAGUUUGCCAUCGAGGACGCUGCCUCACCACCUCCUGCCGACAUUCUCUACCCGCCAAUUAGGCCUUCCCUGAUCUUAUCCUCUUUUGGGGAUCCCAUGGUCAACUGGCAGUAUCUCUACAAGCAGAAACGGCGACUGGAAGAGAACUGGGCCGCUGGCAGGUUCACCAACUUCCAACUGCCCCACCCAUCACACCCAUAUGAAUCGCACAAAGAAUGCGUCUACACCAUACAGCAUUCAGCCAAGCACGUCGUCAGUGGUAGUCGGGACAAGUCCAUCCGCAUUUGGGACUUGGAGACUCAGAGAUUGGUUGUGGCCCCGCUGACAGGUCAUGACGCUUCUGUGCUCUGCUUGCAAUUCGACGAGAGACCCGAACACGAUCUUGUGGUUUCUGGUGGCAGCGAUUGCCACGUCAUCAUCUGGCGCUUUUCGACCGGACAAAUGAUCAAGAAGAUGGAGCGCGCGCACAGCGAAUCGGUUCUCAACUUGCGGUUUGAUGAUCGCUACCUCAUCACUUGUUCCAAAGACAAAACUAUCAAAGUAUGGAACCGCAGGCAGCUUCUUCCUACUGACAACGACUACCCGAGAAUGAGCAGUGGCGGUGCUCGGUUUCCCAGCUACAUUAUCAACAUUGACAAGGAACUCGAAAACCAGCACUUGAACUUCAAGCCGCUCAAAGAAUUCAGUCUGCUAAUGACCCUCGACGGCCACAGUGCCGCAGUCAAUGCCAUACAGUGUUACGAAGACCAGAUUGUGUCUGCUUCUGGUGACCGAACAGUAAAGGUUUGGGAUAUUCAUACAGGCGCCUGCCUGAAGACGAUUCCCGGCCAUACCAAAGGCAUCGCAUGCGUCCAGUUUGACGGUCGUCGCAUUGUUACCGGCAGUUCGGACGAGACAGUACGUAUCUUUGACAGAGCGACUGGGGCGGAAGUAGCUUGUCUCCGAGGCCACGCCAACCUUGUCCGCACCGUGCAAGCAGAAUUUGGCGACAUGUCGGGUAAUGAGGAAGAGCUCGAAGCCGAGGCUCGUGCUGUUGACCAGCAGUACUUCGAAGCUAGGGCAAGAGGUGCGCUGACAGAACUCACACGCGAGGAACGUCGCAGGAGGAAUGCGGGCUCGCGCGAUCCCAGGGAAAUCUUCGCAUACGGCGCUAAACUCCCACCGGGAGGAGGGGGUAGCCGCUGGGGACGCAUCGUUUCUGGUUCCUAUGAUGAGAGUAUAAUCAUCUGGAAGAAAGCUCCGGAUGGGAAAUGGGUUGCUCACAAACGUCUGCUACAGAGCGAGGCGGUUGCCAGUGCUGGUGGUAGACGACGUGGCCCUGGGCCUGCGCGCCUGAACCAUCAACUGCAGCAGCAAAUGGCUGCGCUGACUGCGGCAUCGCAAGCAGUACAGAAUCAGGCUCAACAGCAGAACGGGGCUGCACCAAACCAGCCGGCAAACAUCCAGCAGAUCCAGCAGCAAGUUGCGCAGCUGCAACAAGCUCAGCAACUGGUGCAACAAGCGCAGGCCAUGCAAGCACCCCAAGGACAAGCAGCCCAGGCUGGCAACAAUGCUCAGGCACCUGCACAACCGGCUCACAAUGGCGGCACAGUGAAUCCGACCGGCAGCAACUCCCGUGUGUUCAAGUUGCAGUUCGAUUCUCGACGCAUCAUCUGCUGUAGUCAAGACCCGACGAUUGUCGGGUGGGACUUUGCCAACAACGACCAGGAAAUCAUAGCUGCGAGCAGGUUCUUCGGCGAAGGUUACUAA
Messenger RNA from Lasiodiplodia theobromae, 2601 nucleotides. RefSeq names its product F-box and wd domain protein. Gene Ontology annotation, molecular function: protein binding. The transcript is spliced from 3 exons. Lineage: Eukaryota; Fungi; Ascomycota; Dothideomycetes; Botryosphaeriales; Botryosphaeriaceae. Bases 1 to 2601 code for a protein of 866 amino acids. The record is from RefSeq and is a predicted model, not a curated record.